Messenger RNA from Centruroides sculpturatus (bark scorpion), 1707 nucleotides. Its product is annotated as cytochrome P450 18a1-like. Gene Ontology annotation, molecular function: oxidoreductase activity, acting on paired donors, with incorporation or reduction of molecular oxygen, reduced flavin or flavoprotein as one donor, and incorporation of one atom of oxygen; iron ion binding; heme binding. Lineage: Eukaryota; Metazoa; Arthropoda; Arachnida; Scorpiones; Buthidae. The transcript has 3 exons. The record is from RefSeq and is a predicted model, not a curated record. Bases 14 to 628 code for a protein of 204 amino acids. Gene Ontology annotation, cellular component: cytoplasm; intracellular membrane-bounded organelle. Gene Ontology annotation, biological process: xenobiotic metabolic process.
AUUAGUUCAAGUCAUGGGUGAUAUAUUUAGCGCGGGAUUAGAAACUGUGACGUCACUUCUAGACUGGGCAGUUCUCUUUAUGGUUUGCUAUCCUAACGUGCAGGCACGUGCGCAGAAAGAAUUGGAUGAUGUGAUUGGACGAGAGAGAUUACCGUCAUUGGACGAUCUUUCCAAAUUACCAUAUAUGGAAGCGACCAUUCUAGAAGUCUUAAGAAGAGCUAACGUCCUAGCAUUAGGAAAUGCACACGCAACUUUAGAGGAUACAAUUCUGGCCGGCUACGUCAUACCAAAAGACACUCAUGUCGUUCCUAACCUGUGGGCAAUUCAUAUGGACCCACACUUGUGGAUCGAUCCGGAAAAGUUCGAUCCCGAAAGAUUUUUAAAAAAUGGAGAAGUACAAAAACCCGAUUUUUUCAUGCCCUUUUCAGUUGGUAGGCGUAUGUGUGUGGGCGACACGUUAACUAAAAUGGAAGUCUUCCUGUUCCUAGCUAGUUUAAUACAUCAAUUUCAUCUCAGAAUCCCGAAAGGAGAAAUCCUGCCCAGCAUGGAUGGCACCAUUUCCAUCACGUUGACUCCCAACAUCUUCAAAGUAACCACAGUACUCAGAGACAAGCUAUUAGUGGCUUAGUUCAUAUAUAAAGCUGAACAUUUAUUAAUCUAGAUAGCAUAAAUGGGAAAAAUAAUUAAAAAAAAAGAAAAAAAAGAGAGAGGAAAAAAGGGAAUUUUUUUUUAAUUAUUUAGAAAUUUAAGAAAAGGAAAUUAUUCAAAAUAGAAAAGAGGUGUAUUUUAUUCCGUAGUUCCGAGCAGUCAGUUUUAGUUCGCCGGAUGCAGUGGUGGAGCGCGACGUUCUUUUCACCACUUAAUUUAUGUUUUUUUGAAUGAGUAUACGUCGGAUUUUCACGCACGACUACAACACGGUAUACCAUAAUUACUUGCACUAAUGGAAUUUUUUAAGAGAAUGUAAUUACAUUUUGAAUCCAGCAAAAUGUUUGAUCUCAUGUACUAUACUGACGCCACUGCUAAAAAAGAUCAAUUUUUUAUUAUAUAUUUUUUUGAAUCUACCUAAAACCAUUUUAUUCUGCUUUGUAAAAUGUCGAAAACAAGUCCAUUUAAAAUCCAUAAAGCAAAGAAUAUGAUAAGAAAUGAAUUAACUGGAUGUGCAAAGGAGAUCGAAUUGUCAUUAUAAUGCAUCUGCUAUCAUUUUUUACAUUUGUAAAUAUGCUUGACUAUUCCAACUAUUCCAAUAUCAUUUUUGUAAAUACAUCACAGAAUGUAAAUAAAAACAAUUUAAAAAUUAUUUUUGUAUUUUAUUUUAUUAAAACAAUUACGUUGAGAAUUUAUACGAGUUCAAAUUUUACAAACAUAUUCUGACUUAGUUUUGCAUACUACGCGAACAGCAUUUCUCUUUGUUCUUAUGACAGUGUGAACAUAACUUUACUGCAGAUCUUAGGAUGCUUGUCUUAAUUCUAAGUAUUUUAAAGCCUUCAACUCAUAGUCAGAGAGCGAAAUUACAGAAGAAAUGUUUGAAAGUAAGGUAAGCAUCCUUAAGACUGACAUUAAAGAUGUUCAAUAAUUGGAAGAGAGUGUUUAGUUCGUAUCUUACUUGAUAAUGUAAGGAAGAUUGGUUUAUUAUACAAUUCGGUGUGGAAUUUCGCAAUUGCCAGUUCAACAAGAUAAAGUCUAGAUUAGAUACUGACAGAUUUAAAU